GCCCGCAAGCGCCUCAAGUUCCGCGCCGACGACGUCUGCUCGGAGCGCGUGACCGUUGCAGAUUACGCGAACUCCGACCCGGCCGUCGUGAAGUCGGGACGGGUGAAAAAGGCCGUGGCCAACGCGGUGCAGCAGGAGGUAAAAUCCCUCUGCGGUUUGGAAGCUUCUUGUGUUCCUGCUGAGGAAGUUCUCUCUGUAUCUGGAGACUCUUGUGACAGCAGCGAUGAAACGGACACAAAGGAAAGUGUCAACGGGCGACCUGCGUCUCGAAAGAAGAAGAGCAAAAGGCACAAAGAAAAUCCUGAUGGUGACGGCGGAGAGGAAUAUCCCAUAGAUAUCUGGCUGCUGCUGGCAUCCUACAUUCGCCCUGAAGACAUCGUUCGGUUUUCUCUGAUCUGCAAGAAAGCCUGGACUGUUACUUGCACUGCUGCCUUUUGGACCAGGCUCUACAGAAGGCACUACAGCCUGGAUGCCUACCUGCCUCUCCGCUUGCGACCAGAAUCCAUGGAAAAGCUGCACUGCCUCCGUGCGUGUGUCAUCCGGUCGCUGUACCACAUGUAUGAACCUUUUGCAUCGCGAGUCUCCAGGAAUCCGGCUAUUCCAGACAGUACUCCUAGCACUUUAAAAAAUUCCAGAUGUCUGCUUUUCUGGUGCAAAAAGAUUGAAGGGAACAGACAAGAAUCAAUGUGGGAAUUCAACUUCAAGUUCAAAAAGCAGUCGCCCAGGCUAAAGAGCAACUGCUGCAAAGGUCUCCAGCCACCCAUUCAGUACGAGGAAGUCCACACAAACCCUGACCAGGACUGCUGUCUACUGCAGAUCACCACCUUUAACUUCAUAUUUGUGCCAAUAGUCAUGGGCAUGACGUUUACCUUGUUCACCAUCAACGUGAGUACAGACAUGAGGCACCAUCGGGUGCGCCUGGUGUUCCAGGACGCCCCCGUUCGCAACGGCAAGAAAGCCCGGCUGGACCAAGGCGUGCAGGUUGUGCUGGACCCUGUGCACAGCGUGCGCCUCCUGGAUUGGUGGCACCCGCAGUACCCCUUCUCUCCCAAAGCUUAGUGYCCUCCGGAGCCUGCAGCAGCCGGCAGCUGACUGAAUCUGGCAGGCUGAAGAGAAUUCCUAGGAACCAGGAAAUCCUCUUUUUAUUUCUAAAAUAAAUUCUGCAGUCUCCUUGCAAGUGGUUGAAGCUACUGAGCUAGUCUCUAUGUAUAUAACUUCCGGUCAGUGACGGGCAGAGCUGAGUGUAAAGUGGAAAAAAAAAUUUGUAAACACACUUUUAUGUAAAAAUUCACGUUUUAUGAUUUGAAAGGAGCUCCCUGGAACUGUUCAUUUAAAAUCCUUUUGGUGCUAAUGAAAGUGGUCCUGUUUUUUGUUGUUUGGGAAGAAGCAGGAAGCUUUAAUAUGGCCAGAAGCAGUUUCACAACCGGAGUUCAUGUUUGUUUUGCUGCAGCCUGCUUGCGUUCAAAUACAGUGUGAUGUUUCGGGGUUUGAGGAGCAGUAAUCAAAGCAGCAGCCAUCAACAGUAAUGCCAGUUGUCAGAUGUGAGUUAAAAAAAAAAGUAUAAAUGAUCAAAGUAAUUAUUUCAAAGAAGAUUUGUAAGGGAAAAGGCUGUAAAGAUACUCCACGUUUUCACACUGAUGUUUCCCCUUGAGAAGAUCUAAACUUUUAAAGCCCAAACAUGCUUUUCAGAGAAGAUGAACAGAGUGGGGGGGAGAUGCAGAUAAACUAAAAUUGAAGCAAUUGUGAACGACUUGAAUUUUUGUACAAGCAGCGGAGAAGCGUUGACCUGUUGAUGCUGGAUAGCCCAGGAGCACCAAGUCCUCAGCUGAACAAACUUAAGAAGACCCCCCAAGCUUUCUGACACUACUGUGGCAAGGGGUUGUUGGAGAAGGGAGCGGGUGCUGAGCCCGGGCCUGCCAGACUCGUGAGUGCUCUUGGGCAGGUGAGUAACGGUGAGGGCAGUAACCAGAUCCCGAGCUCCGCAGCUCAUGGAUAUAAAGGAUGAGGUUAUCAGUCCCCUUUCAUACCAGAGCUUAUCUCGGGCCGGAAGAGCUGAGCACUCGUGUGUGGGCUGUGUACAGCGGUUACUGCAACUCCUGCAAGAGGGCGGCUGGAGAGAGGGAUUUUAUCUCCUCGGUUUGACUCAGCUGUGCAAACACUCCGUCAUCUCUGUGUCCCCUGUGGCUGCCGCCAGGAGUUUCUUGUGUGUCCCUUGGCCAUUGUGUAAAUUAUCAUCAAGGACACCAGUCCCAGGUUUGCAUUUACAUUAGAUACCUGCUCCUUGAUAAGAAUUUUGAACAAACAUWUGGGAAAACUGCUGUGUUCCC
Nothoprocta perdicaria is the source of this 2327-nucleotide messenger RNA. It is a transcript of the gene TMEM183A, whose product is annotated as transmembrane protein 183A. Gene Ontology annotation, biological process: regulation of protein stability. The record is from RefSeq and is a predicted model, not a curated record. The annotation marks the transcript as partial. The transcript is spliced from 8 exons. Gene Ontology annotation, molecular function: protein binding. Gene Ontology annotation, cellular component: SCF ubiquitin ligase complex. Lineage: Eukaryota; Metazoa; Chordata; Aves; Tinamiformes; Tinamidae.